Aegilops tauschii subsp. strangulata is the source of this 3696-nucleotide messenger RNA. Its product is annotated as DNA polymerase alpha-associated DNA helicase A. The record is from RefSeq and is a predicted model, not a curated record. Lineage: Eukaryota; Viridiplantae; Streptophyta; Magnoliopsida; Poales; Poaceae. Gene Ontology annotation, molecular function: 5'-3' DNA helicase activity; ATP hydrolysis activity; RNA binding.
GCCGCGCGAAGCCAGAGCCGGGGACGGCACUUUACUUGCCUGCGGUGCUAACGUAGCCGCGCCCUGCGCCACCAGUCAUCCACUCUCCACCGGCCGCCUCCUCCUCUUCGACCCAGGGCCAGGGAGGAUUUCACCCGCCGAGGCUGAGCCGAGUCACCGGUCAGCCCCUCGCUUCCUUCCCGCUCUCGCCUCCUCGGCUCUUCCCCCGCUGCCCGGCGCCACCGCCUCCGCCUCCGCCGGCAGCCGGGACCGUGGAGCAACGGCAUGUCUCUUGAUCUCUUCUCCUCUAGGUUCUUGUUUUCUUCUGGCGCUGCGAAGAAGCUCCCCAGCAGGAGAAGGGUCACGUUCGUUGCUGCCGCUUCUUCGUCUCCGUCCACACCAUCGCCGCCACGGUCGCAGGAUGCCUCCUCUUCUUCCAGGCAAAGGAGUGUACGUGCCACGCCGUUGAGUCCCAGCAAAGGUGCGUCUCGACCUGCCGGUAGCAAUGGCAGGACUAGGAGGAGGAGGCAGAGGAGGACGGUCGAGGGAGGGCAAGAACAAGGCGGCUGCGUGCCGUCGGUGGAGGAGGCGUCCAUAAGGGUAGGGACGCUGUAUGAGAACGGCGAUCCACUAGGGCGGAAGGAGCUUGGCCGGUGUGUCGUGGAGUGGCUAAGGCAGGGGAUGCAGUCCAUGGCAUCCAAAUUCGCUUCCGCCGAGCUUCAGGGUGACAUGGCGGACCUCACCACAGCGGCAUUGACUCUGAAUUGGGGAUCGGCAGAAGGCCAGCUUGGGUUUGUGAUCCAGGCACAGCCUUAUCUCUCGUCCAUCCCCAUGCCCAAGGGUCUGGAGUCACUCUGCUUCAAGGCCUGUACGCACUACCCCACCCUUUUCGACCAUUUCCAGCGUGAGCUCCGUGCUGUCCUGCUGAGUUAUCAGAACCAGGGGCUCAUCUACGACUGGCGCUCCACGCAGACAUGGAAGCUGUUGAAGGAAAUGGCCAAUUCUACUCAUCACCGAGCAGCUGUGCGCAGGACGACACCACGAACUAAAGCGGUUCACAGUAGCAUUGGCAUAAGCUUAAAGAAGGUAAGGCUGAUGCAGGACAGGAUUGAAGACUUUGUGAAGCAUAUGUCAGACCUACUGCGCAUCGAGCGAGAUGCCGAGCUGGAGUUUACACAGGAGGAGCUGAAUGCCACCACUAUGCUCGACAACAAUUCCAAGCCAUCCAAGCCAGUUGAGUACUUGGUGACCCAUGGACAGGCUCAGCAGGAGCAGUGUGACACCAUUUGCAACUUGAGUGUCAUCAGCAGCUCAACUGGUUUGGGAGGCCUACAUUUGGUUCUAUUCAGAAUUGAAGGUGAACACAAGCUGCCUCCAACCACAUUGUCACCUGGGGACAUGGUUUGUGUGAGAACAUGUAAUAGCCGUGGUGAGGGAGCCACUUCUUGCAUGCAAGGCUUUCUUUAUAAUCUCGGGGAGGACGGUUGCAGCAUAACUGUGGCUCUGGAAUCUCGCCAUGGUGACCCAACCUUCUCCAGGUUAUUUGGGAAAAGUGUGCGCAUUGACCGGAUACAGGGAUUGGCAGAUGCACUUACUUAUGAGCGGAAUCUUGAAGCAUUGAUGCUACUUCAAAGGAAUGGUUUGCUGAAAAGUAACGCUUCCAUUGAUGUGGUAGCUACUCUGUUCGGUGACAGCAAAGAUGUCAUGAAGAUGGAGCAGAAUUGCCUGAUUGAUUGGGGUGAAUCAAGUCUACCUGAUCCAAGGCUAUCAGAGAGGUGUGCAUUUGAUGACUCCCAGUUAAGGGCUCUCUCAUUAGGCCUGAACAAGAAGAGGCCUGUUCUGGUCAUCCAGGGGCCUCCUGGCACGGGCAAGACAGUUUUGCUCACGGAACUCAUUGUACGUGCUGUCCGGCAGGGUGAAAGUGUCCUUGUGACAGCUCCAAGCAAUGCGGCAGUUGAUAACAUGGUUGAAAGGUUGUCAAGAACUGGCUUAAACAUUGUGCGAGUUGGAAACCCUGCUCGGAUAUCACCAUCGGUUACUUCGAAGUCCUUGGCAGAGAUUGUAAAUGGAAGGCUUGGUCAGUUUAGGAAGGAGCUUGAGAGAAAGAGAACUGACUUAAGAAAGGACUUGAGGGACUGCAUAGAGGACGAUUCUUUAGCUGCAGGCAUUCGUCAACUUCUGAAGCAACUUGGGAGGGAUCUGGAAAUGAAAGAAAAAGAAACGAUCAUGGAAGUGCUAUCUGAUGCACAGGUUGUGCUUUCUACUAACACAGGGGCAGCCGAUCCACUUAUCAGGAAAACUGGUUGUUUUGACUUGGUAAUUAUAGAUGAAGCAGGUCAAGGAAUUGAGCCCUCUUGCUGGAUUCCCAUACUGCAGGGAAAACGUUGUAUUCUUGCGGGUGAUCAUUGCCAACUUGCACCUGCCAUAUUGUCAAGGAAGGCCCUGGAAGGUGGGCUUGGCAAAUCUAUGAUGGAAAGGGCUUCAUUGUUGCAUGAUGGAUUACUUACUACAAGACUGACAGUCCAGCAUAGAAUGCAUGAUUCAAUAGCCAGUUGGGCAUCUAAAGAGAUGUAUCAGGGGUUACUCCAGUCUUCUCAUUCUGUUGCUUCGCAUCUUCUUGCCGACUCUCCAGUUGUAAAGGAUACUUGGAUAACACGGUGCCCACUGCUUUUACUUGAUACCCGAAUGCCAUAUGGAAUUCUAAACGUUGAUUGUGUGGAGCAUUUAGACCCUGCUGGCACAGGAUCAUUUUAUAAUGAUGGAGAAGCAGACAUAGUUACACAGCAUGUUCUCAAUCUUGUGCAUUGUGGAGUGUCUCCAAAUGAGAUAGCCAUCCAGUCACCCUACAUUGCUCAAGUUCAAUUAUUAAGAGAGAAGUUAGAAGAAUAUUCAGGGCUUUCCGGGGUUGAGGUUUCAACAGUAGAUAGCUUUCAAGGGAGGGAGGCAGAUGCGGUGGUCCUAUCAAUGGUUCGGUCAAACCCACUGGGAGCUGUAGGGUUCAUGGGCGACAGCAGGCUAAUGAAUGUGGCUAUCACAAGGGCACGCCGGCAUGUCACUGUGGUAUGUGACACCUCGACCAUUUGCCACAGCACCUUCCUCGCCCGGCUCCUCCGUCAUAUCAGGCGGUAUGGACAAGUAAAACAUGUUGCACCUGGUUCCCUAGAUGGGGUCUCAGGACUCGGCUUCAGCCAACCCACUCUCCCGUCUAUCAGCUAGCGCUCACCGCAGUUCACUGUCUUGAUGGCAUCAUUCAUUCAUAUGCUCAUAUGAGCAUGUAUAUAUGCGAAGAGCUAAAGGAUGUAUAUGCAGUCGUGUGAAAAAACUUAGGGCUGAGAAACUAUAAUGCCUGCCUCAGACGUGCCUGUCUGGUAUCAAUCUGUGAAGCAGACAAAGAACUCGAGAAGAUAUGAAGAGAAAUUGGUGGAUGGACAUGGAAGAGCUUCGCCAGAUGUGUGUUUCUUGAGAUGACUUAUCACGUGCGCCAUGUGGUUCGCCAGGUGUGUGGUUGAUAUGAAGCAUGGCCAUUCGUUGGACCUAACUGAAGGCUUAGCUGAUCAUGCAUCCCUGAAUUGGUGCACGUGAUUCAUUCAGCAGAAGGAAGACUACCUCAGUUCCUGUAAAUUCUAACUAAUAUUGUUGACAUGGAUACCCCAACACAGACGUGUAGUAAAUUGACAAUUCACAAUUGAGUUGGAAAAAAAUGCAUUUCAUCUCGAA